ACAAAUACACACAGUGUAACACACACACACACACGCAUACACACACACACACACGCACACACACACACACACACACGCACACGCACACACACACGCACACACACACGCACGCACACACACACCUACAGUGACACAUACGGAUACACAAAGAGUCGUAGAGUCAACAUGAAGACCACGUUUCUGUGACUUCGCGUUUCGAGCCGCUUCAGUCCUGACAGCUGAGAGUCCUGAGACUAGACCCGGCGCAGGUCCUGAGACUAGACCCGCUACAGGUCCUGAGACUAGACCCGCUCCAGGUCCUGUGACUGGACCCGGCGCAGGUCCUGAGACACAACCCGCUGCAGGUCCUGACACUAAACCUGUUGCAGGUCCUGAGACUAGACCCUCUCUAGACCCGCUCUAGAACCGCUGCGCUGUAGGUCCCUGAGGAAGACUAGGAGACCAGGAGACCCGAGGGUUGAGGACCAGGAGGCAAGGAGACCAGGGCGCCAGUGGGUUGUGGACCCUGAACUUUGCAAGACGGGGCACAAAGAUGAGCGGCUCGGAGGGAGAGUCCUGAGGGAGAGGAGCACCCCACCGUGAGGAGGAUACACUAACGUCUCGGUCUAACAUGUCAGACUCCGCGUCCAGCUUUCUCCACAUCGGAGACAUUGUGUCUCUGUACGCAGAGGGGACCGUCAAUGGCUUCAUCAGCACCCUGGGGUUGGUGGACGACCGUUGUGUUGUUGAACCGGCUGCUGGAGACCUUGAGAAUCCACCCAAGAAGUUCAGAGACUGUCUGUUCAAGGUGUGCCCCAUGAGUCGGUACUCCGCCCAGAAACAGUUCUGGAAGGCCAAGCAGGCCAAACACGACAAGGACAAGAUAGGAGACCUGGUGCUCCUGCAGAAACUACAGCAUGCCUCAAAUCUGGAGCAGAAACAGAAUGAGACGGAAAACAAGAAAGUCCACGGAGACGUCGUCAAGUACGGGAAUGUCCUACAGCUGCUCCACAUGAAGUCCAAUAAGUACUUGACGGUGAACAAGCGUCUGCCGGCGCUGCUGGAGAAGAACGCCAUGCGGGUCACGCUGGACGGCACCGGCAACGAGGGCUCCUGGCUCUUCAUUCAGCCCUUCUGGAAGCUCCGCGCCAACGGGGACAACGUGGUGGUCGGGGACAAGGUGAUGCUGAACCCGGUCAACGCUGGCCAGCCGCUGCACGCCUCAAACUACGAUCUCUCAGAUCACCCGGGCUGCAAGGAGGUGAACUCAGUGAACUGCGACACCAGUUGGAAGAUCAACUUGUUCAUGAUGUUCAGCGACCAUCGGGAGGAAGUUCUCAAAGGAGGCGACGUGGUGCGUCUGUUCCACGCAGAGCAGGAGAAGUUCCUGACGUGUGACGAGUACCGGGGGAAGAACCAGGUGUUCCUCCGCACCACGCUUCGGCAGUCGGCCACCUCCGCCACCAGCUCCAACGCCCUGUGGGAGGUGGAGGUUGUCCAUCAUGACCCAUGCCGCGGGGGGGCGGGACACUGGAACAGCCUGUACCGCUUCAAACACCUGGCCACUGGAAACUACCUGGCGGCAGAGGAAAACCCCGGAUACAAAGGAGACGCCCCCGACCUGCCCUUCACCGGGAGCCAGGUCAGCGGCAGCCGUGGCAACAAGCGCAGCCAGGGCGAGAGGAUCAAGUACAAGCUGGUGGCGGUCCCCCACGGCAACGACAUCGCCUCGCUGUUUGAGCUGGACCCCACCACCCUGCAGAAGACAGACUCCUUCGUUCCAAGGAACUCCUAUGUGCGUCUGAGACACCUGUGCACCAACACGUGGAUCCAGGGCACCAACGUCCCCAUCGACAUCGAGGAGGACCGCCCCAUCCGCCUCAUGCUGGGGACGUGUCCAACCAAGGAGGACAAGGAGGCCUUCGCCAUCGUCUCGGUGCCCGUCAUGGAGAUCCGGGACCUGGACUUCGCCAACGACGCCAGCGCCAUGCUGAGCACCGUGGUGGAGCAAUUCGCCCAGGGCUUCAUCAGCCAGAACGACCGCCGGUUUGCCAUCAAGCUGCUGGAGGACGUGGUGUUCUUCGUGGCCGACGUCCUGAACUCCGGACAGCUGGUUCUCCACGUGCUCAUGAGCAAACCCAACAGGGAGCGGCAGAAGCUCAUGAGGGAGCAGAACAUCCUGAAACAGAUCUUUGGUAUCCUGAAAGCUCCUUUCAAGGACAAAGGGGAGGGCCCUCUGCUGCAGUUGGAGGAGCUGGCGGACCAGAAGAACGCACCGUACCAGUACAUGCUCCGCCUCUGCUACCGUGUUCUACGCCACUCGCAGGAGGACUACCGCAAGAACCAGGAACACAUAGCCAAGCAGUUUGGCGUGAUGCAGAGCCAGAUCGGCUACGACAUCCUGGCCGAGGACACCAUCACCGCUCUGCUCCACAACAACCGCAAGCUGCUGGAGAAGCACAUCACCAAGACGGAGGUGGAGACCUUCGUGAGCCUCGUGCGGCGCAACCGGGAGCCGCGGUUCCUGGACUACCUGUCGGACCUGUGUGUGUCGAACAACGUGGCCAUCCCCGUCACCCAGGAACUCAUCUGUAAAUGUGUCCUGGAACCCAAGAACAAUGACAUCCUCAUCAAGACCGAGAGGCGUGUCCCAAAGGAGCCGGCGACGGCCGCCGUCCAGGCGGAGUACCUGGGGAUCGACGACUUCGUGGAGGACGAUGAGGUGUGGCUAGUGUGGACAGACAAGACCAAUGAGAAACAAGAGAAAAGCAUCAGACAGCUGGCACAGGAGGCCCGCCAGGGCAACGCCCACGACGAGAAUGUCCUCACAUACUACAGGUACCAGCUGAAGCUGUUUGCCCGGAUGUGUCUGGACCGGCAGUACCUGGCCAUCGAUGAGAUCUCCAAGCAGCUGGACAUCGAGCUCAUCUUCCUGUGCAUGAUGGACGAGACGCUGCCCUUUGACCUCCGCGCCUCCUUCUGCCGCCUCAUGCUCCACGCCCACGUGGACCGGGACCCCCAGGAGCUGGUGACCCCCGUCAAGUUCGCCCGGCUCUGGACCGAGAUCCCCACCACCAUCUCCAUCAAAGACUACGACUCCAACAUGGACGACAGCAGGGAAGGCAAGAAGAACCGGUUCUCCAACACCAUGGUGUUCAUGGAGGAGUACCUGAACCACGUUCUGCACGAAGAGCUGCCCUUCCACAACCAGGAGAAGAACAAGCUCACCUACGAGGUGGUGAGUCUGGCGAGGCACCUCAUCUACUUUGGUUUCUACAGUUUCUUUGAGCUGCUGCGUCUGACCCGCACGCUGCUGGGCAUCAUCGACUGCUGGCCCAACCACGCCUCCACCUCGCUGCAGCAGGAGGAGGCCGCAGGGAAGAACGUGAAGAGGUCUAUCCAUGGGAUGGGUCAGAUAAUGUCCACCAUGGUGCUGAACAGGAAGCCGUCCAUGUUUGGCGGGGCAGGAAGCCGGGGGGCGGGGCCAGCUGCUGACGGGGGGCGGGCCAGUAAGGACAGCAUCGACAACAUGGACCAGACGGUCAUGGACACCAAGCUGAAGAUCCUGGAGAUCCUGCAGUUCAUCCUCAAUGUGCGUCUGGACUACCGGAUCUCAUUCCUCCUCUCCGCCUUCAAGAAGGAGUUUGUGGAGGUGGCAAACGCCAUGGGGGACGCAGACGCCACCAGUACUAACUUGGAGCAAGCAGCCGCCAUUAAUCUCCAGCUGAUUGGGGAACAGGCCGAGGCCAUGUUUGGAGUCGGUAAGGGUAACUCCAUCCUGGAGGUGGAUGACGAGGGCGGGCGGAUGUUCCUCCGGGUGCUGGUCCACCUCACCAUGCACCGCUUCCCCCCCCUGGUGUCGGGGGCGCUGCAGCUGCUCUUCAAACACUUCAGCCAGCGGCAGGAGGUCCUGCACACCUUCAAACAGGUCCAGCUGCUCAUCACCUCCCAGGACGUGGAGAACUACAAGCUGAUCAAGGCGGACCUGGACCGGCUCCGGACACUGGUGGAGAAGUCUGAGCUGUGGGUGGAGAAGAAGGACAAGAAGAGUGGAGGAGAGGGCAAGGACAAGAAGGACAAGAAAGACAAGAAGGAGAAGAAGGAGGACGACAAGGAGGACAAGGGCGAGAAGAAGGAGGAGAAGAAGGAGAAGGAGAAGGAGAAGGAGAAGGGAGAGGUGGUCCUGGAAGAGCCCAAGAAAGAGAAGCUGGAGAAGGUCGACGAGAAGGUCAAAGAGAAGGAGAAAGAGAAGGUCAACCAGAACCCAAACGAGAGCUACCAGAAAGUUGGAGAGGUCCUGGAGCGCCUCAACAGGAUGUGCAGUAGUGGCGUGUGGAAGAAGCAGCAGCGGCUGCUGAAGAACAUGGGAGCUCAUAAAGUCAUGCUGGACCUCCUGCAGGUGUCCUACGACAAGAACGACGCGAAGAUGCAGGUGAUAAUCCGCCACACACACGUCUUCCUGCAGAAGUUCUGCAUGGGGAACCAGGAGAACCAAGCCCUGCUGCACAAGAACCUCAACCUCUUCCUCAACCCUGGGCUGCUGGAGGCGGAGACUGUGCAGCACAUCUUCAAUAACAACUACCAGCUGUGCAGUGAGAUCUCCGAGGGGGUGCUGGGUCACUUCAUCCACUGCCUGGCCACCCACGGGCGACACGUACAGUACCUCAACUUCCUGCACACCAUCAUCAAGGCGGAGGGGAAGUACGUCAAGAAGUGCCAGGACAUGAUCAUGACCGAGCUCACCAACGCUGGAGAGGAGGUUGUGGUUUUCUACAACGACAAGACGUCCUUCGCCACCAUGUUGGAUCUGAUGGCCGAGAGCAGGGAGGGAGUCAGUGAGAACAGCCCCCUCAGGUACCACAUCUCUCUGGUGGAGCUGCUGGCUGCGUGUGCGGAGGGGAAGAAUGUUUACACGGAGAUCAAGUGCACCUCUCUGCUGCCCCUAGAGGACGUGGUCCGAGUGGUCACCCACGACGACUGCAUUACAGAGGUGAAGGUAGCCUACGUGAACUUUGUGAACCACUGCUACGUGGACACUGAGGUUGAGAUGAAGGAGAUCUACACCUCCAACCACAUCUGGCAGCUCUUCGAGGACUUCACCGUGGACAUGGCCAGGGUGUGCCUGAAGCGCGAGAAGCGUCUGACCGACCCGAUCUUGGAGAAGUACCUCAUCCACGUGGUGUUCGACACCAUCACCGCCUUCUUCAGCUCCCCCUUCUCCGAGAACAGCACCUCCCUACAGACCCACCACACCAUCGUGACCCAACUCAUGCAGUCCAGUGUUCGUCUGCUGGACUGUCCCUGGCUGCAGCAGCAGCACAGGGGCAUCGUGGAGUCCUGCAUCAGGACCCUGGCCCUCACUGCUAAGGGCCGCAGCAUCUGCCUGCCGCUGGACCUGGAGGGCCAGAUCAGCAUUAUGCUCUCCAGCUCCACCCUGAACUCCCUCUCCCGCUCCAACCCCAACUACAAGUCCUCCACCCGCGGCAUACGACCUACAACUCCCAGCAACCCCUGGGACUACAAGAACAUCAUCGAGAAGCUACAGGACAUCAUCGUGACCCUGGAGGAGCGUCUGAAGCCGCUGGUGGAGGCGGAGCUCUCGGUGCUGGUGGACGUCCUCCACCAACCAGAGCUGCUCUUCCUGGAGGGCACCGAGGUGCGGCAGCGCUGUGAGGCCGGCGGCUUCAUCUCCAAGUUGAUCCAACACACCAUGGCCCUCAUGUCGUCGGAGGAGAAGUUGUGCAUCAAGGUCCUGCGGACGCUGCAGGAGAUGCUCAUCAGGACGCUGGAGUUUGACGAGAAGGGCACGGCGCUGCGGAUGGUGCUGGUGCAGAACUACCUGUACCCCAACAGGAAGAGUACCCCUAAGAGCGAGCUGGUCGACCUGGGGGUCUCAGUGGGGGAGCAGGAGAGGGACUGGCCGGCCAUAGCAGCGAUCCAGUGUCGUCUGGAUCGGGAGGGGGGCACGCGGCUCUUCAUCGACCUGGUGAUGAGCACCAAGAACGACAAGAUCUUCCAGGAGAGCAUCCAGCUGGCCAUCUGUCUGCUGGAGGGAGGCAACACUGAGAUACAGAACUCGUUCUACAAGCUGAUGAUGGGCGACAACAAGUCAGAGAAGUUCUUCAAGGUCCUCCACGACCGGAUGAAGGAGGCCCAGACGGACAUCAAGGCCACGGUGACCGUCAACGUGGGCGAGAUGAGCAUCAAGGCCAACGACAAGGAGAUGGAGGGUGGAGGCUCUGGAGGUAUGGGGAUUCCAGACCCAUCCUUAUUGGCCGGUUCGCCUACCAUGGCAGGCCCCGCCUCCAUGGCAGCCCAGCCAGUAGCGGAGCAGGAGGUGGAGGCGGAGAUGGGACCGGUGGUGACCAUCAUGAAACCCAUCCUCCGCUUCCUCCAGCUGCUCUGUGAGAACCACAACCACGACCUACAGAACUUCCUGCGCUGCCAGAACAACAAGACCAACUACAACCUGGUGUGCGAGACGCUGCAGUUCCUGGACAUCAUGUGCGGCAGCACCACCGGCGGCCUGGGGCUGCUGGGGCUCUACAUCAACGAGUCCAACGUCCACCUCAUCACCCAGAGCCUGGAGACCCUCACCGAGUACUGCCAGGGCCCCUGCCAGGAGAACCAGACGUGCAUCGUGACCAACGAGUGCAACGGCAUUGACAUCAUCACGGCGCUCAUCCUCAACGACAUCAGCCCGCUCUGCCGCUACCGUAUGGACAUGGUGCUGGAGCUAAAGGACAACGCCUCCAAGCUGCUGCUGGCGCUGAUGGAGAGUCGUCAUGACAGCGAGAACGCAGAGAGAAUCCUGUUCAACCUGCGGCCUCGUGAGCUGUUGGAUGUGAUAAAGAAGGCGUACCAACAGGAGAGUGAGUUUGAGGGGGGUGAGGUCUCGCCCCGCGAGGUGGGACACAACAUCUACAUCCUCGCACUACAGCUGGCCAGACACAACAAGGUGCUGCUGACUCUGCUGAAGUCUUUGAAGAAGAGCCAACAGGACGAUGAGAGCAUCUCCUCCAUGCUGAACCUGAACAACCGGCCCCUCUCCCAGAUGUUGAAGGCCAAGACGCCCACCGCUGUGGUGGAGCCGGACCCCCUGGAGCACUACGAGAAACACACCGCCCAGAUAGAGAUCGUGCGUGACGACCGCAGCAUGGAGCAGAUCGUGUUCCCCGUCCACCCCAUCUGUGAGUACCUGACGGAGGAGUCCAAGUUAAGGGUGUUCAACACCACCGAGCAGGACGAGCAGGGCUCCAAGAUCACGCACUUCUUCGAACAGGCGUCCUUCCUGCACGGCGAGAUGGAGUGGCAGAAGAAGCUCCGCAGCAUGCCGGUGCUGUUCUGGUUCUCCCGGAGGAUGACUCUGUGGGGCUCCAUCUCUUUCAACCUGGCUGUCUUCAUCAACCUCAUCAUCGCCUUCUUCUACCCCUACGACUCCGGACAAGCCGGGGCGAUCGAUGACUCCAUGCUGCUGAUGAUGUUCUGGGUUCUGACCGGCCUGUCGCUGCUCUUCCUCCUGAGCCAGCGAGGCGGGCUGCGGCAGAUCACCGUGGCACUCAUCCUACGAUCCAUCUACCACAUGGGCAUAGGAAACACUCUCAUAGUGCUAGGAACCAUCAAUCUGAUCAACAAGAUGGUGUUUGUGGUGAGCUUCGUGGGCAACAACGGGACGUUCAUCAUGGGCUACAAGGCCAUGGUGAUGGAUGUGGAGUUCAUCUACCACCUGGCCUACGUGCUGACCUCGACCCUGGGUCUCUGCGUCCACGAGCUCUUCUACAGUAUCCUGCUGUUUGACCUGAUCUACCGGGAGGAGACGCUGUUCAACGUGAUCAAGAGCGUGACGAAGAACGGGCGCUCCAUACUGCUGACGGCGCUGCUGGCCCUCAUCCUGGUCUACCUCUUCUCCAUCGUGGGCUUCCUCUGCCUCAAGAACGACUUCAUCAUGGAGGUGGACCCCCUGCUGCCCCUCCCAGGUCCGCCCCAGAGCGAGGCCACCCAGGACUUCCUGAACUCCUGCUCCUCAGACGGGGUGAGCUGCACCCCAGGGCCCGCCAGCACCGCCCUGCAGGAGGAGGAGGAGGUGGGCUCCGAGCGGGCCUGUGACACCCUGCUCAUGUGCAUCGUCACGGUGAUGAACCACGGCCUCCGGAACGGGGGCGGAGUCGGGGACGUCCUACGGAAACCCUCCAAAAAUGAGCCUCUGUUUCCUGCCAGGGUCCUGUAUGAUCUGCUCUUCUACUUCAUCGUCAUCAUCAUCGUUCUCAACCUCAUCUUCGGAGUCAUCAUCGACACCUUUGCUGACUUGAGGAGCGAGAAACAGAGGAAAGAGGAGAUCCUGAAGACCACCUGUUUCAUCUGUGGUCUGGAGAGAGACAAGUUUGACAACAAGACGGUCUCGUUUGAGGAGCACAUCAAGCUGGAGCACAACAUCUGGAACUACCUGUACUUCAUCGUGCUGAUCCGGGAGAAGAACCGCACGGACUACACCGGACCGGAGAGCUACGUGGGGCUCAUGAUCAAGAACAAGAAUCUGGAUUGGUUCCCGAGGAUGCAGGCGAUGUCGCUGGUGGUAACCGACGGCGAUGGGGAGCAGAACGAGAUGAGGAUGCUGCAGGACAAGCUGGGGUCUACCGCAAAGGUGGUGACCACCCUGACCUCGCAGCUCAACGAGCUGAAGGAGCAGAUGACGGAGCAGAGGAAGAGGAGGCAGAGGAUGGGUUUCGCUGACGUCCAGGCGGGAAACGCUGCUGCUGCCGUGGUGCCCCCUAGUGCAGCGGGGGGGAACAGCCUCUCGCACCAAAACUAGUCUCAGACUAACCACAUCAACUAGACAUGGACUAACCACAUCAACUAGACAUGGACUAACCACAUCAACUAGACAUGGACUAACCACAUCGACUAGACAUGGACUAACCACAUCAACUAGACAUGGACUAACCACAUCAACUAGACAUGGACUAACCACAUCAACUAGACUUGGACUAACCACAUCAACUAGACAUGGACUAACCACAUCAACUAGACAUGGACUAACCACAUCAACUAGACAUGGACUAACCACAUCAACUAGACAUGGACUAACCACAUAACCUAGACGUAGACUAACCACAUCAACUAGACAUGGACUAACCGUGUCGAAAGCUGAACCAUCAAUUCAACAUAGACUUACAAAGAUGGUUUGUUUGGUAAUGUUAGCACUAGCCGUGGUUUGUUAAUGUUAGUAUUAGCCGUGGUUUGUUUAUGUUAGCAUUAGCCUUGGUUUGUUAGGGAAUGUUAGCCUUAGCGUCGGGUUGCUGGGCUAGGUGAUGAUUUUGAUUCAAGAUAUGUUUGAAGACGUGUUUUAGGAGGUAUUUGUUUGUUUACUACCACUUACAGGUUUACAUUUCACGUUUAAAGUUUGUGUGUGUCUGUGUGCGUUGGGAUGUAUAGGGGGCCUACACAAUCAUGUAUCGGGAUCGUCACAAUGUAAAUAUUCACUGACAUGCCCGCGUACAUUCACAAAUCGAUACUUAGUCAAAUGAAAGUCUGAAAUCUGAAAGAUGUCUGAUAAUUUAAGUUUGAUUUGAUGUUCUAAAAGAGGAAAGUGUGUGCCAUGUGAAGGGGGGGACACUGUGCCUCCAUGUUUACUAUUACAGGGGUCUCCAUACAUGGUUAACUAUGUAUCACAGGAUUACAUCCUCGGGCCAAUCAGAAGCCUCGCAGGUUAUGAUGUCACGGCCAAGACUCCAGCCAUACAGAGAUUCAACUCUCCUCCGCUGUGUCGAGAGCGAACGGGUGUCAUCCCCGUGGUAACGUCACCAUGGUUACACAGACAACAGCUGAAUAACCAAAGAGUUACAGAACAUCAACCGUGUGUGUCGCGUGUGUGUGUGUGUGUGUGUCGCUCAAUAAACAGAGUUG
Messenger RNA from Gadus chalcogrammus (walleye pollock), 9882 nucleotides. RefSeq names its product inositol 1,4,5-trisphosphate receptor, type 3 (gene itpr3). Lineage: Eukaryota; Metazoa; Chordata; Actinopteri; Gadiformes; Gadidae. Gene Ontology annotation, molecular function: inositol 1,4,5 trisphosphate binding; inositol 1,4,5-trisphosphate-gated calcium channel activity. Gene Ontology annotation, biological process: calcium ion transmembrane transport. The transcript has 60 exons. The record is from RefSeq and is a predicted model, not a curated record. Gene Ontology annotation, cellular component: membrane; endoplasmic reticulum. The coding region runs from base 611 to 8788 and encodes 2725 amino acids.